AUGGCUGCUGCGGGUGGCGACGGCAAGGAGGCUCCGGUGAGUGGCGCAGAAGGCACUGGCGACUCUGCGAAGAAGGAUGUCGAUUCUGUCGCCUACCACCUGAGCAUGGUUGAUGGCACUGAGACCACGCUGAGCUUGAGCCCAACUGCUUCCAUUUAUGAUGCCUGUGUUGCAGCGGCUGCGUGGAAAGGUCUACACCCAGGUCAGAUCAGGCUCGUGGUGCAAGGCCAAGUGCAACCGCUUCCGCACUGUCGCAAAACGCAUCUGCGGGAAGCUGCAGGCGGCAUCACGGAUUUGUUGGCCGUGAUAUCGCGGACCUACUUCCUGGGGGCCGGCACUGGGCCGCUGGCAACGAAGUGCACCUCGACACAGUUCGAGCAUUAUCCAUCUUCCGCGUAUCUUGCAGACGAGCCGGUCGCUGAGCCUGCUGAGAUCAAGAUGGAGCUUUGCGAAGGGCAGCGCGUUGAGGCAGGUGGUCCAAAGGAAGGCGUCAUGUUCUGCCAGACGCGAGAUGGUGAUUCUGUGGGCCUGUGCCCUUCCCUUACUGGGCGCAUUCUCAUGCGCGUCUUUCUGCAGAAACACGAGUGGGCAUGUGGGAUCGGAGCCGGAACUAUGGAUACCAAUCUGUCGCAAGAUCCAGAAUACCAAAAACAUUUUCUCGGCCUCUACCAUGGCGGCGGCUCCCGAAAUGUCUGCGCGUACGCGUCGAGGACGCACGAAACCUCCAAUGGCUGGGACGACAAUCAGAGGCUUGCCAUCCUCUUCGACUUUCACAAGGGGGUGAUGCAGUGCUACGAAGACCUGUCGCCCUUCGGACGCCCCGUACGGAUUCAAGCUGGCGAAGAGCUCUGGAAGCCGACGGAUGACCCAGACUUUGUGCGCUGGUCGAAAAACCUGCGCUUGGGAGGCUCCGCCUCAGGCGCCACCUACAUUGUCGAGGACUACGUGGCGAGUGGCUCCUUCAGUCGCGUCUUCCGUGUCCGCAAAGAAGGCGGCGAAGAGCGACGAAGGCGCUGGGGGCCAGGCGGCGAGGUCCUUGCCGCCAAAGUGAUGCGGAAGGAGGACGCCUACAUCCAGUACACUUCCAGCGGCCCUGGCGAGGGGCAGUUGCUGCAGAGGUUGGAAAGUGCCCAGCUUGAGGCCGGCGCCGAGGUGCUCACGAUGCGAUGCCUGGACUCCUUCGCCACCAAAGACGAUGCCGGCAAGGACUACUGGUGCCUUAUCCUGGAAUGGCUGGAUGCAUCACUCUUCGACGUGGUUCGCAUGAAUGGCAAUCGGGGUCUGCACUUGUCUAUGGUGCGGGUCAUGCUUACGCAGCUACUGCAGCAGCUGAAAGUGUUGCAAGAGGUGGGGUGCACCCACACCGAUAUCAAGCACAAGAACUGCUGCUUGGCGUCAACGGAGCACUACGUGGCCAGUCUGCCAGGCGGAGGUUCGACGAUGAUACUGACACAACCACUGGUGAAGUUCAUCGACUACGGGAACGCCGUCUUCGAAGGGGACAAGAAGCCGCACCCCAUCCACACGAAGCAGUUUCGCGCCCCGGAGGUCCUGCUCAACAUUCGGGUUGGGGUCCACCCAGCGACACCUGGACACUGGGUGUGA
This is a messenger RNA of Symbiodinium natans, 1605 nucleotides long. The record is from the annotation of a GenBank genome assembly. NCBI's taxonomy places the organism in Eukaryota, Dinophyceae, Suessiales, Symbiodiniaceae.